CAGAAGGCCCGCAAAAAGAUUCGUGGGCAUAGAGAACUGCCAAGAGAGGAGGGAAGAGAGAGCGAGGGGGGGAUGGCAGCCCCGCACAUUUGGCCUGGUUUUUCAACAGGCCGAACGAAUCGCCUGCAGCACAUUGCUGCAGGUGCUGGCCAUCAUGGUGGUGUUGCCCACCCCACAAGAGGUGGCAAAUUAUAUCAAAGAAAAGUGGCUGCAGCUGGUCCGGUUGGAUCCGUACAAUAUCCAACCAUCUGA
Molecule: messenger RNA, 252 nt
Organism: Anisakis simplex (herring worm)
Lineage: Eukaryota; Metazoa; Nematoda; Chromadorea; Rhabditida; Anisakidae
Source: the annotation of a GenBank genome assembly